This is a messenger RNA of Carassius auratus (goldfish), 5590 nucleotides long. Its product is annotated as neuropilin-1a-like. Gene Ontology annotation, biological process: vascular endothelial growth factor signaling pathway; response to wounding; sprouting angiogenesis. Bases 578 to 3454 code for a protein of 958 amino acids. Gene Ontology annotation, cellular component: focal adhesion; axon; plasma membrane. The transcript is spliced from 17 exons. The record is from RefSeq and is a predicted model, not a curated record. NCBI's taxonomy places the organism in Eukaryota, Metazoa, Chordata, Actinopteri, Cypriniformes, Cyprinidae. Gene Ontology annotation, molecular function: semaphorin receptor activity; vascular endothelial growth factor receptor activity; vascular endothelial growth factor binding.
UGCGCUCCCACGCAGAGGAGCGCGAAGUCUCUUUGGUUUGGCUCAGAGUCUCCGUGUCUGGUUGGCAGAGAGAAGGGGUUAGAGGGUUUGCUCGUUUCCAGUCCUGCCCAUUCUCUCUCAAGGAGGAGGAACACGAGCAACCAGUGCUGCGAGAGUUUUGACACCCCCAGUCCUCAGAUCGGAUGCUGACACAUUAACACCAGAGAGAACCUGUUAAAUAUACCCACCAGUGCCCGUCUACGCGCGACAGAGAGAACGGAAGUCAUUUAAGGGAGUGACCCGACCGCGCGCCCGCAGAAGCGCACACAGCCCGUUGCCAACGAGCCGAGGACGCGCUGUCAAGCCUCUCCAGACUUGGAUUAUGAAAUUUUACAGCGCUCACUGACUGUGCAAGAUUCUCCCGCUUUCCAGGGCUGUGAGUUUUUUUUUCCUUCUUUUCUUCUCUUUAUGGAAGAGGAGACAGCGGUUCCCUGAUCUGAGUGGCAGGAUCUCUCUCCAGCUUCUGAACUACCGCGUGGAUUCAAAAAUAACUCAUACACGAAAUCCUGAGGAUAUAAGUGAACAGAUUUCUUUGAGGAUGUACUGGCGUUUGCUCUUCGUGACUCUAACGGGAUUGUCCGUGGCUCGCGCUCUUACGGAAAGUCUCUGCGGUGGGAAAAUCCCAAUCACCAGCGCCGGGUAUGUGACCUCUCCCGGUUACCCGUCUGGAUACCUGGGGAACCAGCAGUGCAGCUGGCUGAUCCAGGCACCUGAUCCACAGCAGAAGAUCCUUAUCAACUUCAAUCCGCAUUUUGAUCUGGAAGGCCGGGAAUGCAAGUAUGAUUUUGUCCAGGUGUUUGAUGGUGUGGAUGAGAACGCUUUCUCUCUCGGGAGGUUCUGCGGCAAAAUCGCCCCAUCUCCGAUUAUCUCUAAUGGAAACUCCUUACUCAUCAAAUUCACCUCCGACUAUGAAAGCACUGGAGCCGGAUUCAGUAUCCGCUAUGAAAUACACCGCACAGGCACUGAAUGUUCCAGAAACUUCACUGAGCCAAAUGGAGUGAUUCAAACCCCUGGUUUCCCUGAUAAGUAUCCUAACAACCUGGAGUGCACCUUCAUCAUCUUUGCACCCAAGAUGGCAGAGAUCAUUUUGGACUUCCAGAGCUUCGAUAUGGAACCGGACACAACCGCACCUGCGGGGGCCAUCUGCAGAUUUGACUAUCUGGAGAUAUGGGAUGGAUAUCCUACAGUGGGGCCUCAUAUCGGUCGAUACUGUGGUUCCAGACAACCAGGUCGUGUGAUCUCAUACACCGGCAUUCUCUCUCUCAGCAUCCACACAGACAACGCUAUCACCAAGGAAGGCUUUUCAGCCAAUUACAGCAUCCAAACCAGCUCAGAACCGCACCAAGGUGAGUGUAUGUCUCCUUUAGGGAUGGAAAGUGGUGAGAUCACAGAAGACAGGAUAACUGCAUCAUCACAGUAUAAUCCCAGCUGGUCUCCUCUGCGCUCCAGGCUGAACUUCCCUGAAAAUGGCUGGACGCCAUCAGAUGAUUCUGUUCGGGAGUGGAUACAGGUGGACUUGGGUUUCCUGCGGUAUGUGACGGCCAUAGGAACACAGGGUGCCAUCUCAAAGGAAACGCAGAAAGCGUACUACGUCAAAACAUACAAGAUCAGUGUGAGCUCGAACGGAGAGGACUGGAUUUUCCUGAAAGACAAAACCAAACAUAUGGUGUUCAAUGGAAAUCAAAAUCCCACAGAUGAGGUGCUUGCCAGGCUGCCCAAACCCACCCUGACCCGUUACCUACGUAUUCGACCUCUGUCCUGGCUACAAGGCAUCUGCAUGCGUUUCGAGGUGUACGGAUGUAAAAUAUCAGACGCCCCAUGCUCCAGUAUGCUAGGGAUGGUUUCGGGUCAGAUUUCGGACUCUCAGAUCACAGUGUGGCCGUCGGCAGAGAGGGGCUGGCUCCCAGAGCAGGCCCGGCUCCUAACCGGCCGAACAGGCUGGGUGGUUGCUCACCAGCAGCAGAUUGUUGGAAAGAACCAGUCACUGGAGCUGGAUCUGGGGGCCCAGCGGAUCGUAUCGGGUCUCAUCCUUCAAGGAGGGAAAUACAGAGACGUGAAUAUUUUCAUCAAACGCUUCAGAGUUACAUACAGCACAAAUGGAACAGACUGGAGCCACAUACUAGAGGAAAACAGCAACAAAGUGAAGGUGUUUAUGGGUAAUCAGAACCACGACACACCGGAAGUACGUACUUUUGAUCCAGUGCUGAUGCGUUUCCUGCGUAUCUACCCUGAGCGUGGCUCUGCUGAAGGCAUGGGGUUAAGGCUGGAGGUUUUAGGAUGUGACCUGCAAGAGCCCACAACGCCUCUUCCCCUCACCACCACCAUGGAAACUACAGUAGCUACCGUCACCAGCGCUCCAGGGAAUAUUCCAACAACCACCAUUAUUCCAACAACAGUGGAGAAUUGCGAUGAUGAUGGCAGCUGCCACAGCGAAGCAGUUACAGACUAUGACACAACAGAAACUGCAGUGGCAGAGCCAUUUAUGGAGAUGGAAGCAGUACCUGCAUAUAUUUGGUUUGCCUGUGACUUUGGCUGGACUGAUAUCCCCUCCUUCUGUGGAUGGAGUCAAGAUGGAGGUGAAGGAGCUGAAUGGUAUAUCAAUAACAAGGGCAAACAAACUGAUCACAAACUGCCUCAUCUGGACCACAAAGGGAAGCUUCACAACUACAUUUACGCAGCUUCUAACACAAACACGCAGAUAGAGAUUGAGAGAGAGACGGAUACGGAGACAGAUGAAGAGCUGGAGAGAAAAGGAAGGGUGGCAAGGCUGGUCAGUUUGCCGGUCACAGCCCCGGACUCGGACCUGUGCAUGUCUUUCUGGUACCACUUCAGUGAGAAACACACGGGAACGCUGAACAUCAAGCAGAAGAUGGAGCGAUUAGAAGUGGCGGAGGAUAAGAGAGAGGACAAUGAGCUUCUGAUCCGCUCUGUGAACGGCCAGAUGAAAAGCAGAUGGAGGGAAGGAAGAGUUCUGAUUCCCAGUGCGGACACUCCUUUUCAGGUGAUCCUCGAGGCUCACGUGGAUCCUACAGAGUCUGGUUACAUCUCACUGGAUGAUAUAAAGAUUCUGGAUGAAGUGAAUCCUGAAGAAUGCAAGGACCCAGAUAAUACACCAGGUGAUGAAGAUGAAGUUGAUGAGAUUGUAGAGAACUGUGAGGGGACUGACAACACCCUGUGGAGUUUUGGACGCGGCUCCAUGCUGAAGAGUUUAGACCCCAUCCUGAUCACCAUCAUCGUGAUGAGUGCCGUGGGAGUCCUGCUGGGUGCCGUGUGCGGCGUGCUGUUCUACUGCGCGUGCGCUCACACUACAAACAGAAACCUCUCCGCUCUGGAGAACUACAACUUUGAGCUGGUGGAUGGAGUCAAACUAAAGAAAGAAAAACUCAGCGCACAGAAAUCUUACUCAGAGGCAUGAGGAAUGCUGGACAAAGCCAGGAAACAUUUGUUGGACAAUGCUGGAGGAACGUUCGUAGAAGACUGAGCGUUAUUCUCAGGACAUGCAGGAAGAGAAACUGGCCUCUAGAGGGCGCCAUGUAAAGUUUGUACAGCCAGACGAUGAUUGUCUACUGUUUGUUCGUUCGUUUGUAUAUUUGUUGCUGGUGAUGAGACCAAGACAAAACGAUGUGAAUCCUCUCACACAGCUGGAUAUUUUUUUCGACAAGCCCAUUUUUCAAAGCUCUACACAACUGGGUUUUCAGUGUUACUGUGCUUGUUUAUGCUUGGAGAUGUGUUUGUUCAGUUGGUAACUCGCUCUUCAUUCCAAUGGUGCCUUUAAAUGUGUUUUUGUUGACUUUUUACACAUGGGUUCCUUCUUAGAAAAUCACUUGCUUUUGAGGACAAACUUCACAGAUACAGGCCAUUACAGGUCAGAGGUCAAUACAUAAUAAUACAUCUAAUAUAUCUCAAUAAGACAUGAGCAUGAAGUCUAUCUCAGUGUUGAGUAGCUAGAUUAUUCCAUCUUCACUCAAUAUUAUAAAACAACAGGUCAGAAGACAUUUGUUAGGGAAGCAUUAUAAUAUGACCAAAUUUCAUGAUUUAUUGAUUUAUUACACAGUUCUCAGUAUUUUUGUCUUAUUUUCAAGUAAAAAUGUUAAGAUUCUUGACAAGCAAAACUGUGUAAGAUAUUAAGGCCAUUGGCGAACAGUUUUUCUUGUUUUUAACUUAAACAUCGCUAAAAUUUGUUUUACUCAUAUAUUUAAAACAAGAGAAAAAAAUGCUUUAAUGGCAUUAGAAGAGUAUUUCAUUUAAUACUUAAAACAAGUUUCAAUAAUUUUAUAUUUUGCUUCUCGGUUAAAUGUAUCUAGUUUAUUAAAGAAUGUUCAGAUAUUUUGCUGGUAACAAGACAAAAAUUCUCAUGAAUCAGGAUUUGAUUUUAUUUGAAAUGCACUUGGAAUUCUGCAAUCAAAUAUUUUAGUAUAAUUACAUCUAAAAAAUGACAGUCCUUCAGGGUCAUGAUACAGUUCAAUACAGGUCAAAGGGACAAUGUUUAAAUACAUAUUUCAUCUAAUAUAUAUCAAUAGGACGUACGCAUGACAUCUUUCUCAAUGUUAAGUAGCUAAAAAGAGAUUCUACCACUUUAUUUGGUCCAUCCUGACUCUAUGUAUUGUAAAACAACAGCUCAGAGGACAUUCUUUGAGACAGUGUUUUUUUAAAAGAUGGAAUAGUAAUGCAGAAUUUUUUUCAGCUGCCCAUGUGGCGUGUGAGUAAACGUGUGUUGCCAUGGUAUCGAGUGACAUCAUAUUUCAGAAUGACAUCAUAAUCUCUGCAGACCAUCUGUGUAAACAGUGUUUCUAGGCUGGACCCCUCCUGAUCAGGAGACACUCACUCUGGGAACGUCUGGGAAUCGAAGCGGAGACAAAGCAAAUGAAGCAUCUAAGAGCGCUAAUGUGGAAGUAUCUCCCCAAGGAAAUUAACUGUAUUUGAAGGAUGUGAAAAGCACAAACUGAUCCGUGCUCUUAAGCAAUGAGAGGACAACUUAAGAGAGACAAGACGAAAAGUGCUGACAAAGGCAUAUGGGUCUAUUUUUUUUUCAGCAGCUUGAAGGAGAUGCCAGAACAUUUUCUCCCACGCAAAUGAACCAACUUAUGUCAUUUUGCACUGACAAUUAUAUUUAAUGAAAGAUUUAGAUAGUAAUAAAAGUGUUAACUACUUUAAACUGUAAGAGAAAUGCGACUGUCAGUGUAACGGCUCACUUUUUUUUAAUGCUAUUUAAAAUGAAAUGGUAUUUUUCUUAAUUGUAAUAGUUGUUUUUGUGUCCAGGGGAACUGAAAUAACAUUUGACUGGAUUUUCAUGACAGACUCUAACAAAAAAAAAAAAGAAAAAAGAAAAAAAAAUCAGUUUCACUUGAUGUUAUGAAGUCCAAUCUGUCUGGUGGCUGUUUUGUAUUCACAGUUCUGUGAUGAACAGAAAAAAAAGACUGAAGACUUAUGUCUCAUCUGCAUCUACUAAUUCAACCAAUCACCUGUUUGCAACAGCAAAUCUGACCAAUCGGAUUUAUUAAUUUCUCAACAACAACAUUCCAAAGAGCAAAGUUAAUAAAGUUUUUAUAAA